AUGCGUGUAAGUAAGCCACCCAGCCAUACGUACGUCACCUCAGCAGGACACCGUCUGUGCUCUCAGCAGGACACCGUCUGUGCUCUCAGCAGGACACCGUCUGUGCUCUCAGCAGGACACCGUCUGUGCUCUCAGCAGGACACCGUCUGUGCUCUCAGCAGGACACCGUCUGUGCUCUCAGCAGGAAACCGUCUGUGCUCUCAGCAGGACACCGUCUGUGCUCUCAGCAGGACACCGUCUGUGCUCUCAGCAGGACACCGUCUGUGCUCUCAGCAGGACACCGUCUGUGCUCUCAGCAGGACACCGUCUGUGCUCUCAGCAGGACACCGUCUGUGCUCUCAGCAGGACACCGUCUGUGCUCUCACCAGGACACCGUCUAUGCUCUCAGCAGGACACCGUCUGUACUCUCAGCAGGACACCGUCUGUGCUCUCAGCAGGACACCGUCUGUGCUCUCAGCAGGACACCGUCUGUGCUCUCAGCAGGACACCGUCUGUGCUCUCAGCAGGACACCGUCUGUGCUCUCAGCAGGACACCGUCUGUGCUCUCAGCAGGACACCGUCUGUGCUCUCAGCAGGACACCGUCUGUGCUCUCAGCAGGACACCGUCUGUGCUCUCAGCAGGACACCGUCUGUGCUCUCAGCAGGACACCGUCUGUGCUCUCAGCAGGACACCGUCUGUGCUCUCAGCAGGACACCGUCUGUGCUCUCAGCAGGACACCGUCUGUGCUCUCAGCAGGACACCGUCUGUGCUCUCAGCAGGACACCGUCUGUGCUCUCAGCAGGACACCGUCUGUGCUCUCAGCAGGACACCGUCUGUGCUCUCAGCAGGACACCGUCUGUGCUCUCAGCAGGACACCGUCUGUGCUCUCAGCAGGACACCGUCUGUGCUCUCAGCAGGACACCGUCUGUGCUCUCAACAGGACACCGUCUGUGCUCUCAGCAGGACACCGUCUGUGCUCUCAGCAGGACACCGUCUGUGCUCUCAGCAGGACACCGUCUGUGCUCUCAGCAGGACACCGUCUGUGCUCUCAGCAGGACACCGUCUGUGCUCUCACCAGGACACCGUCUGUGCUCUCAGCAGGACACCGUCUGUGCUCUCAGCAGGACACCGUCUGUGCUCUCAGCAGGACACCGUCUGUGCUCUCAGCAGGACACCGUCUGUGCUCUCAGCAGGACACCGUCUGUGCUCUCAGCAGGACACCGUCUGUGCUCUCAACAGGACACCGUCUGUGCUCUCAGCAGGACACCGUCUGUGCUCUCAGCAGGACACCGUCUGUGCUCUCAGCAGGACACCGUCUGUGCUCUCAGCAGGACACCGUCUGUGCUCUCAGCAGGACACCGUCUGUGCUCUCAGCAGGACACCGUCUGUGCUCUCAGCAGGACACCGUCUGUGCUCUCAGCAGGACACCGUCUGUGCUCUCAGCAGGACACCGUCUGUGCUCUCAGCAGGACACCGUCUGUGCUCUCAGCAGGACACCGUCUGUGCUCUCAGCAGGACACCGUCUGUGCUCUCAGCAGGACACCGUCUGUGCUCUCAGCAGGACACCGUCUGUGCUCUCAGCAGGACACCGUCUGUGCUCUCAGCAGGACACCGUCUGUGCUCUCAGCAGGACACCGUCUGUGCUCUCAGCAGGACACCGUGUGCUCUCAGCAGGACACCGUCUGUGCUCUCAGCAGGACACCGUCUGUGCUCUCAGCAGGACACCGUCUGUGCUCUCAGCAGGACACCGUCUGUGCUCUCAGCAGGACACCGUCUGUGCUCUCAGCAGGACACCGUCUGUGCUCUCAGCAGGACACCGUCUCAGGACACCGUCUGUGCUCUCAGCAGGACACCGUCUGUGCUCUCAGCAGGACACCGUCCACCAUCGCCAUCGCCAAUCGCUCGCCGUGCAGUCCGACGCAUGCGAUGCUCUCUACAUUGCCUUGCGACGUGCAGCUGCGACGCGGUGCUACGACUUUCUCGGCACUCGCGGAGCAGCCAGACGCCCGUGA
Molecule: messenger RNA, 1992 nt
Organism: Closterium sp. NIES-65
Lineage: Eukaryota; Viridiplantae; Streptophyta; Zygnematophyceae; Desmidiales; Closteriaceae
Source: the annotation of a GenBank genome assembly